Aplosporella prunicola CBS 121167 is the source of this 390-nucleotide messenger RNA. RefSeq lists its product as uncharacterized. The transcript has a single exon. The annotation marks the transcript as partial. Lineage: Eukaryota; Fungi; Ascomycota; Dothideomycetes; Botryosphaeriales; Aplosporellaceae. The record is from RefSeq and is a predicted model, not a curated record.
UCAACUUCCGCACUACUCACCGUCGCACCAUCCUCUCAACCACCAACAAGUCGACAUCCUCCACACUACUCACAUCCCCUGAGAAGCAACCCUCUUUCCGCCCUCAUCUUUCCUAAACUUCAGGCGCUCGGUCUGCUGCUCGCCCCACGCGGCCUUCGCCAUCUUCUCCCACUGCUUGUGCGCGAAGGACUCGGCGUCCUCGUCGUCCGCGUCGUAGUUUGCGUCGUCGUGGGGCUCGGUGGCUUCGGUGUUAUUGCCGGAGGAAGGGGUGGUGGGGUUCGUGGUGGGGUUGUUGGAGGGCUUGGUGGUGGGCUUGGAACACCCUUGGGGAUUAGGGAGGGACGCGUUGGUGGUGGUGGCAGUAGUAGUCAUUUUGACUUUUCUUUGGGU